Lodderomyces pseudojiufengensis is the source of this 1815-nucleotide messenger RNA. RefSeq lists its product as uncharacterized. Gene Ontology annotation, cellular component: vacuolar membrane. The coding region runs from base 1 to 1815 and encodes 604 amino acids. The transcript has a single exon. The record is from RefSeq and is a predicted model, not a curated record. Gene Ontology annotation, molecular function: amino acid transmembrane transporter activity. NCBI's taxonomy places the organism in Eukaryota, Fungi, Ascomycota, Pichiomycetes, Serinales, Debaryomycetaceae. Gene Ontology annotation, biological process: amino acid transmembrane transport.
AUGAAUCAAGAGAAUGAUGAAUCUACCUCAUUAUUAUCAUCAAGAAGGCCAUCAAAUUAUUUUCUAGAUUCUUCAAAAAUUGGUUCAUUUAAAGGUCCAAAUUCUUUUCAAAAUUUUGCAAAUUCUUUUACAAGAGCUCAAUCAUUUGCUGCUUCUAAAAUAGAUAAUGAUAUUCAUAAAAAGAGAAGUUUUUUUGUAGAAAAUGGUGGUGCAAGUCCUUCAAGAAAUGGAAAUGGAGGAAUUGGUGAAGAAGAUGAAACUUUUGAUCCUGAAUUAAUGAUUCCAUCAUAUCGCGGUGAAAGAUUAAGUACAGUUAUAAAUGAUUUACAUUCAAGAAAUCAAUUAUUUAUGAAUAAUCCAAUGAAUGAAAUUGAUUCAAUUAUUUCACCAAGUAAUAAUGAUGUUUUUUAUCAUGAUGAUAUUGUAAAUGCUAUAAAUGAUUCAAAAUCAAGAAGAGGUUCAGAAUAUAAUUUUAAUAAUAAUAACAGUAGCCAAGGUAUACCUAUUGGUAAAAAAAUUCAUCCUCAAUUAUCUUUUUCAAGUUUAAAAAGUAAUUUUUCAAUAACUCCAAGUAUUAUAACUUUAAAAAAAAUUGAAGAUUCUGAUGGUAAUAUAGUUACCGUGUUGGCAGGUCAAUCAACUGUACCACAAACUGUUUUUAAUUCUGUUAAUGUAUUGAUAGGAGUUGGAUUAUUAGCAUUACCUGUGGGAUUAAUGAAAGCAGGAUGGAUUUUGGGAUUACCAAUUUUAAUUAUAUGUGGUAUUACAACUUAUUGGACUGCUACAUUAUUAUCAAAAUCAAUGGAUACUGAUGAUACAAUAAUGACUUAUGCAGAUUUAGGAUAUGCAGCUUAUGGAUCAACUGCAAAAUUAAUUAUAUCACUCCUUUUUUCAAUUGAUUUAAUUGGAGCUGGUGUAGCAUUAAUUAUUUUAUUUAGUGAUUCAUCUUUGGGAGUUGUUACUGAUAAUAAUACAACUAACAAAAUUAUUACUUUCUUCAUAUUAACUCCUUUUACUUUUUUACCAUUACCUGUAUUAUCAAUUUUUUCAUUAUUAGGAAUAAUUUCAACUAUAUCAAUUACAUUAAUAGUAACAAUUUGUGGAUUUUUAAAGAGUACAUCACCAGGUUCAUUAAUUGAAAUAAUGCCAACAAAUUUGUACCCUCAAAAUUUUAAGAGUUUAUUAUUAGCUAUUGGAAUAUUAAUGGCACCAUUUGGUGGACAUGCAAUUUUUCCCAAUCUAAAAAGUGAUAUGAGACAUCCUCAAAAGUUUACAAAUUCUUUAAAAUUUACAUAUUUUAUAACUUUAUUAACAGAUUGUUCAAUGGCAAUAAUUGGUUUUUUGAUGUUUGGUUUCAAAUGUAAUAAUGAAAUUACAAAUAAUUUGUUAGAUACAGUAGGUUAUCCUAAUUGGUGUUACCCACUAAUUAAAGCAUUAAUUUGUAUUAUACCAUUAGCUAAAACUCCAUUAAAUGCAAAACCAAUAAUUUCUUCAUUAGAUGUAUUAACUGGAGUAAAUAAAUUAACAAAAUCAAAUUUCAUAAAUACAUUGAAAUCAGUAAUAAAAUUCAUAAUAAGAAUUGGAGUUAAUUUAAUAUUUGUCAUUUUAGCUAUUUUAUUUCCAGAAUUUGAAAAAAUUAUUGGUAUAUUAGGUGCUUCAAUUUGUUUUAUAAUUUGUAUUAUAUUACCAUGUUUAUUUUAUUUAAAAUUAUGUCAAUCACAAAUUAAUUGGGGUUAUAAAAUUUGGUUAUAUUUUGUUGUUUCAUUUUCAUUUAUUUUAGCUAUAUUGGCUUCAUAUGCUGUUAUUACUUAUUAG